UAAAGAUCAGAACUAGCUGUUCUUCUCUAUAUUUAUAUAUAGUAACUUUUAAGUAGAGAUGUUGGUGAAAAAGUAGGUAAUAAAGUGUAGUGAGACAGGUGAGGUGAGCGGUGAUAAUAACCACAGUAGUUUGUUUGUACUGGCGACGUUGAUCGGUGGCAGGAUAGGGUGCUGGAGAUAUUUUUCAUAUUUUACCUCCCUACGUGCCCCCAUUUGCAGAAUAUGAGCAUUUUCGGGAAGAUCUUCGGUGGUGGUAAGAACGAGAAGGCUCCCACGACGGGGGAAGCCAUCCAGAAGCUCAGAGACACCGAGGAAAUGUUGAUCAAGAAACAAGACUUCCUAGAAAAGAAAAUUCAACAAGAAAUCACCAUUGCUAAACAACACGGCACCAAAAAUAAGAGAGUGGCUUUGCAAGCAUUGAAGCGCAAGAAGAGGUAUGAUAAGCAGCUUCAACAGAUUGAUGGAACUCUUAGUACUAUAGAAAUGCAGCGAGAAGCCCUUGAAUCUGCCAACACAAACACCAAUGUCUUACAAACAAUGAGUGAGGCUGCUAAAGCCCUCAAAUCAGCUCACCAACACAUGAAUGUGGAUGAAGUGCAUGACAUGAUGGAUGAUAUAGCAGAGCAGCAGGACGUAGCACGUGAAAUUUCAGAAGCAAUCUCUAACCCAGUGGCGUUCGGAGAUGAUAUUGAUGAAGAUGACUUAUUGGCUGAAUUAGAAGAAUUGGAACAGAUAGACUUAGACGAGAAGCUCUUAAGCACUGGCGAGCCUGUAUCAGAACUGCCAGAAGUUCCCACCAUUGCUCCUGCAAAGCCUGAGCGCAGGAAGAAGGAAGAAGACGAAGAAGAUAUGGCUGAAUUGGCUGCCUGGGCAUCUUAAGCAUGGUUCUGUCUUUGGAUCCCUGAUUCCUGCUGUUUUGUUAACUUUCCAGUGAUUCCCAGUGUGUCAGAAAUUGCCUCAGCAAAAAACAUUGUGAAAUUUUAUUUUCAUGUGCUUACAUACAAACAAGCCUGUUCUCUAGCCAGAUAACAUGUGAUUAUUAUAUAUUCAAAAUAAUGUUUGUUUUGUGAAUAAGUUAUUACCAGCUGGUCAGUCUAUAAUGUGUACUUCAAGAGCUCUUGCUAUAUGUAUAAAAACCAUGCAAGAAAUUUUUGGAUGUACAAAGACAAGUAUUACUGCAUAAUCUUGUCAGUUAUUAUAUAUGUAAUACUGUAAUAUUUUCUAUUGGUGUACAGAGAAAAUGAUUUCUGAAUUAUUCCAGAACUUUUUGUUGUUUAAUGUUCCUAAUCACUGGCCUAGUUUCUUUGCUCUGCAGUACUAAUUAUAAAAGAAAAUAAAGCUCUUAAGAGCCAUUAAUUCACAAUUAUAGGCCUUUGUAUGAAUUUUCUUUUUUGGCUGUUAACCAGAGGUCUUUGUGGAUGUGAUGGGAGCAGAGAUUAGUGGCUGCAUUGGUACUGUGUGAAGGCUAAGUAUUCUCGCAUUGUGUAAGAAAUGUGCCUUAUCAAAAUUACAUCCAAAGCAAACAGUUGCUGCUUCCAUCACACACAAUAAUACUCAAGACAUUGUCACAGGCAAAGCAGGCGGGUGUUUAGGUAUGCAAGUUACAAUUUUGCGUUCCCACUAUGCGGGGGUGUUAAAAUGUCAUCCUCUAUUAUGCAUCUUGUAAAUAUCUAUUUUACAUAAACUAUAAAUGCUUUAUGAAAAUAUGCUUAACCUUUUUCUUGUGUUCCUGAAUGAUAUGUAUAUUUGCUAUGGGAAGCAGCAGUGGACUUCAUGAAAUACUGCAGUUAGCCCUUCUCCUUACUUUAUAACAUAGGCUAACUGUAGUCAUUUACUGCUACACUGGGAUGUUCAAGUUAUGGCCCUCGCUAUAUUAUUUUUAUUUACUCCACUUUUUCUUGUGUUAUGCCAUGUGGCUUAUGAAGCCAUGCAUCAACACAGCCAACUUUUAAAAAAAAAGUGCUAUUGUAGAGAAUUUUACUUGGGAACUAUAAAGUAAUACAUGUCUACUGAAUUAGAGUAAAAAUGCAUCAGUUUAAAUAUAUGUAUUUGAUAUAAUAAAAAUGUUAUUUCCGCCAA
This is a messenger RNA of Cherax quadricarinatus, 2079 nucleotides long. RefSeq names its product charged multivesicular body protein shrub (gene shrb). Lineage: Eukaryota; Metazoa; Arthropoda; Malacostraca; Decapoda; Parastacidae. Gene Ontology annotation, cellular component: multivesicular body; ESCRT III complex; cytoplasmic side of plasma membrane. Gene Ontology annotation, biological process: late endosome to vacuole transport via multivesicular body sorting pathway; vesicle budding from membrane. The record is from RefSeq and is a predicted model, not a curated record.